UCCGGUUCACGCGACCAAACAGACAAACCAGCGAUCUAUGAAUGAUCGCUGCAGUUUAGAGGAGCUGUUUGGUUCAGAGGUGAUGCUGAGCUAAAGCAGGAGGAGUCAUGGAGAAGGAGGACAGCUGCUUCUGCACCGUGGAGGACAGGAGGAGCAGGAGCAGAUAUGUCUGCUACACCCGGAGGGACGGAGGAGGACUCCGGAUCCGGGUGACAGAUGCAGCAGCUGUUUGGAGCUCAGACUGCUGUGAGGACAUCCUGAAGCUACUGGGAAACGGGCUGCAGCUGAGCUCCUCAGAGGAUUUCCUCCUGAAGUUCAGGUCCUGCUGCCUCGGUGGGGAUGUAAGUGUUGUGGUCCAGAACAGCACAGCUGAUCUUCUCCUGGGCUCGGGGCCAACUGGUCUGAAGGUGACCCUCAGCAGGAUGGAGGCCCCUGGGGCCACAGAGGAGCUGAAGGAGCUGCUCUUCAUCAUGGCGGACCGGCUCACUCAGCUUGGAGGUCCGUUUGUUCUCUUCCUUCUCUCUUUAAUGGUUUUCUUAUGGAGCUCAGUUUCUGUUUCCAUAGUGGUCCUUGAGGGCACCGUGUUGGUGACCCCUGGUCUAAGGAGACAGUCCCUGUGGAUGUUCUGCAGAUGUUCUGACAGGUUUGGACUUCCUUCAGCUCCUCUCUCUGCUGCAGAUUUCCAGCCUCGCCGGCAGCAGGGCGGCGCAGCAUUCGGGACGAUGAAGAGGAGGCUUCCUGGAGCUUCGCUGAUCAACCCCGGCACCAAGAGGAAGAUCCAGGCGACUGGCGUGGCCUUCGAUGAUGAAGAGGAAGAUUGAUGUUUUAAUCGAUUUUUUGGAACUUUUUAAAAUCUCACUGGAUGAAAUGUUUUUAAUUCUUAUUGAUGAUGGGAUGCGUUUUAAAUUUGGAUAAAUGUAGUCUCCUUCCUUCAGUGUGACCUGUAACUUUUCUUUUUAUUCCUCCUUUACUCCCUGUUUUAUAGCCUUCAUGGUGUCCUUGUUUCCUUCAUUCUUUCCUUCCUUUCUGUCUCCUUACCCCUUGAUGAGUUGUUGGGUGUGUCAGAUUAAACAAUCUGAGAUCAUUUUUAUUCUAGUAAAUAAAGAAUCUCCACCA
Cyprinodon variegatus (sheepshead minnow) is the source of this 1116-nucleotide messenger RNA. RefSeq names its product chromosome unknown open reading frame, human C9orf142 (gene paxx). NCBI's taxonomy places the organism in Eukaryota, Metazoa, Chordata, Actinopteri, Cyprinodontiformes, Cyprinodontidae. Bases 108 to 821 code for a protein of 237 amino acids. The record is from RefSeq and is a predicted model, not a curated record. The transcript has 6 exons. Gene Ontology annotation, cellular component: nucleus; nonhomologous end joining complex; site of double-strand break. Gene Ontology annotation, biological process: double-strand break repair via nonhomologous end joining. Gene Ontology annotation, molecular function: molecular adaptor activity.